This is a messenger RNA of Theileria equi strain WA, 3828 nucleotides long. RefSeq names its product p-type ATPase family member protein. NCBI's taxonomy places the organism in Eukaryota, Apicomplexa, Aconoidasida, Piroplasmida, Theileriidae. Gene Ontology annotation, biological process: intracellular sodium ion homeostasis; potassium ion import across plasma membrane; sodium ion export across plasma membrane. The record is from RefSeq and is a predicted model, not a curated record. The transcript has a single exon. Gene Ontology annotation, cellular component: membrane. Bases 1 to 3828 code for a protein of 1275 amino acids. Gene Ontology annotation, molecular function: ATP binding; ATP hydrolysis activity; P-type sodium:potassium-exchanging transporter activity.
AUGGUUGAUAAAGAUGGUGAACCUACUGAAGAAAUCAGUACCAAACUAUCGAGCGAGAGCAAGCUCGAACAUGACUUCUCUACACUAGUUAUCGUCCCGAACUCCGAAUUACAAGAUGUACCUGCUACCAGGACUUCAUCCAUCAACAUUACGAAACAACUCUCUAAGAUCAUCUCAUCGCCUAGCUAUCCUGGAUUUGCCGAUGCAAUCGAGAUGGACGUUGUCCAACGUCUGUCUAAAUCCCAUGUCAACCCGGGCGAUGUUAUAGAGUUGGUAAGGCUGAAAGAUGAAGGUAAAUUUCAAGAAGCCAUCAGUUUUGUUGAGGAAACACAGCCCACAAGUGGAAAAUCCCACUUUGCUUUUGCUCCAGUGGAGCAAAUUAUGCAACAAUUCGGAUUGGAGGAUAUAACUCAGGGUUUAACAUCCUCACAAGUUGCGUUAAAUAGUGAAUUAUACGGAAAAAACAUACUAGAUGUGGGUCACAAAGAUCCAAUAUGGAAAAUAUAUUUAAACCAAUUUUGCAGUGUUGUUAUUCUACUACUAUUUGCAGCCGCAAUUGCAAGUUUUGCUUUGAAAAAUAUCGUUGAAGGAACAUUUAUUCUGUUGAUAAUGAAUAUAAAUGCUGCAUUGGCAACAUAUAUGGAAAACUCGGCUGCUAACGUGCUAGACAAACUUGCAGAAAUGUCAUCUCCCUGUUGUACAGUCAUACGUGAAGGUGUAACAACCCUCUUGGAUUCUAAGGAAGUUGUUCCCGGAGAUGUGGUAAUGUUAAAAACAGGUGAUACGGUAGCUGCUGAUAUGCGUGUAUUUGAUGUUAUGGAAAUGCGCGUAAAUGAGGCACUUUUGACCGGUGAAUCUGAAGAUGUAAAGAAAACACUAGAAGCGGCUGACCUAGAAUCUCCAUUCUCAUCCAAUCUUUGCUUCGCUUCAACGUCAGUGACGGCUGGAUCUGGACGUGCUAUUGUUGUUAAUACUGGUAUGAACACUCAAGUCGGAAAAAUCGCCAAACAGUUGAAAAAGGCCUCAGAAGGAAGCAAAUUAACACCUUUACAGAGGGGGCUUAAUAGACUAGGCGGUGUAAUCGGCAUAAUAUCUGCUCUUGUUUUAGUAACAAUUGUUAUAGUUGCCGUAGUUACAGGAUUUGAUGAUCCAACUCGUCCAAACUCAAAUAAAGUAUUAUCUAUCGUAUUACUCGCUGUUGGUUUUGCUGCAUCAUCAAUUCCUGAGGGUCUUCCCAUGGUUGUCACAAUAUCACUUUCUAUUGGUGCAAAAGAUAUGGCCAAGAAAAACGCAAACAUUCGAAAGUUACCGGCUGUUGAAACUUUGGGUUGCUGCUCCAUAGUUUGUAGUGAUAAGACAGGUACCUUAACUGAAGGAAAAAUGACUGCCACAACCAUCGUUACUCUUAGACACGAAAAUUCUGGUGCAACUGCUAAAAGACAUUUAUUUUAUCCUACACUUGGAUUUAAUCCUCUUGGAGGUGUAUUUGAACCCAAAGAUUUAACUGAAGAUCUAAAAACUUCCCUUACAUUACACGCCAAGAAUUCACAAUCAUUCCAAAAUGUUGACAAAAAUGUUUGUGCUGAGGGAGUCGAUUCUCUUAAUAGUAAACAUAUUAAAACGUGCAUGCUAACUGCAUAUAUAAACUCUUAUGGAACGCGUGUUGAAACGGAUAAAAAUGGUAAAUGGGUUGCCGCUGGGAAUAUGACUGAAAGUCCGCUAGUUGUUGCUGCUACAAAAUGUGGUAUUGGAAAUGUUUUGGAUUCUAAUGACGAUACCCAUGACUUGUACCAAAGGAUAGACACUUUAGAGAUACCAUUCUCCUCAGUUAGAAAACUGAUGUGCACAGUUCAUAAGCUUCCUGAGGAAAACUUGUAUGCUAAGUUAAAUCUGUCCCGUGCUGGGUCAACUUUUACACAUAUUGCAGCAAUAAAGGGUGCUCCAGAUAUGUUGAUGCCGGUUUGCUCCCUAGUUGUCAAUGGUUCUGAUGAUAACCUGUUUAUUGAUUGGUCAGAUCAAAUAACAAAAGGAAAAAUCCCAGAAGAAAGUUUGAAGAUAAUGUCUGAAGAAAACGAAUCACUAUCUUCGCAAGCACUUAGAGUCUUGUUGUUGGCUAUAUGCCCAUUAACAGACUCUGAUGUUGAAAGUUUGUCCAACUGUGAAGAUGCAGACGGUAGACUUGCACUCAUAAAGGCUCUACCAAUGGUAUUUUUGGGAUUUAUAGGAAGUAUAGAUCCUCCAAGACAUGGCGUAAAGGAUGCCAUUGAAACAUGCAAAAGGGCAGGUGUUAGGGUAAUCAUGAUCACAGGUGAUCAAAAGGCUACCGCCUCUGCGGUCGCACGGGAUAUUGGAUUAUCAAACACACACGCUAAUUCAUCCAGAGACUCCACUGUGAAGAUGUCACAUCUUCCAGAUGACGGUUUUGCAAUCGAAUGCAACGCAUUACACAUAUCCCAUAGUCAUUUGAAUGGCUAUUUACCGGAAGAGCAACUUGAUUAUAUGACUAGAACAUAUUCUGUCUUUUGCAGGGCACAACCAGAAGAUAAGGUUGCUAUUGUAGAAUCUCUAAAGCGUCAGGGAUAUUUGACAGCUAUGACCGGUGAUGGUGUUAACGAUGCGGCUGCACUAAAAACUGCCGAUAUUGGAAUUGCUAUGGGCAUAAACGGUACGGAUGUUGCAAAGGGAGCUUCUGAAAUGGUUCUUCUUGAUGAUAAUUUUUGCACGAUUGUGAACUCUAUCGAGUCUGGGAGGACAAUUUAUGCUAACAUUCAAAAGUUUGUAUCUUUCUUGCUUGGUACAAACAUUGGAGAAAUUCUCUAUCUUACUAUCUCAAUUCUUAUAAGCACACUACCACCAGUUGAAGCCUUGCAGAUUCUAUUCCUAAACUUCAUGACUGACGGCUGUCCAGCCGUAGCACUAUCCAGGGAACCUCCUGAUGAUGAUACCAUGUCAAAAAAACCAAGGCUACCCAAACAGCCAAUUAUGACCAAGACGUGGUGGAUAUAUGGAAACCUUCCACAUACUGUAUUUGAAGCCGGUGCUGUUAUUUGUAGUAUUCUAUUGGCACUGUACUGGUGCACCGGUGUUUGUACAUUGAGUGGACUUCAUGAUCAAUGCAAACAUAUUAUCCUUAAAGAUCAUGAAAAUGUGGAACACAACCUAGUCUAUUUUUGUAAGUCCUAUGAAUACCGCUUGACAAGAGAAUAUAAAGGAUGGGUCACAAAUAUCAACUAUUAUGAUCUAACUGACCUAAAGAUGAAGACAUUUUUGGGAGCUGCUCUCGGGAAAGUAGAAAAACUAACUCCCAGCUCUCCUGAGCUACAUCCAGAUAUUAAGAAGUCCUUUGAAGCCCUCAAGAAGUCUGGGAUACCAGAAAAAUUUAGGAAAUUUGUAGAAUUAGACCAAGAUGGAUGGGUUAAACCACUCAAGACACAAACAAUACCAAGCAAUCCAGAUCAACUCUACGGAGCAGCACCACCAGGGUUCUACGACAUUACUGGAAGAAAAACUAUACAAGCCAGAACUAUUUCAUUCAUCACGGCGGUAUGGUGCGAAAUGCUCAGGGCAUAUACUGUCAGGUCGUGGGACUAUUUUUUCAAAGUUUUCAAUAGGAACCCAUGGAUGCAUGUGGCCUGCAGCGUAUCAGCUACUGCAACAUUUGCAAUCACAAUCAUACCCAAAAUAUCAACAAUCAUGCAUACAGUAUCACUCACGUGGUGGCAAUACCUAUUCGCUGUGGCAUUAGCACUCCUCACAAUGGUACUAGAUGAGUGCAUACCCAAGGUCAUCUACCGAAAAAUGAUCAAACACAAUAAAAUAGAUAACUAG